This is a messenger RNA of Micropterus salmoides (largemouth bass), 4454 nucleotides long. RefSeq names its product sphingosine kinase 1. Gene Ontology annotation, biological process: negative regulation of apoptotic process; sphingosine biosynthetic process; cellular response to growth factor stimulus. Gene Ontology annotation, cellular component: membrane; intracellular membrane-bounded organelle; cytoplasm. The coding region runs from base 142 to 1827 and encodes 561 amino acids. The transcript has 5 exons. The record is from RefSeq and is a predicted model, not a curated record. Lineage: Eukaryota; Metazoa; Chordata; Actinopteri; Centrarchiformes; Centrarchidae.
CCCUUUCAGUCACUAGGGAGAGACUCUGAACUAGGAAAGCUGCUGUUUCCACACUCAAAGGGUCCCACAGCAGGCUGAGGAUCAGAGUCUGCUCCGCACCGCCAUCCGCACACCGGCCUGCGGGACGCGUCGCACUCUGGGAUGGAGAAAGACGCCUCUGAACCGGACCCAUCCCGCCAGCGGAACGGGUUCGUGGGUGUCCUGUACGGGGAGUUCACCGACCUGCUUAACGACAGGGUCCGGUACUCGGUGAGCUUGACGGAGAGCGCCCUGACCAUCCAGAGGAUCUCCUCGUCACCCGGCCGGACGAAGGUGGUUUUUAACUUGACCGACUGUAUCGGCUGCCGGGCGUACAGAGGGCCGGAUAGCGCGGACGUCGGCGCCUACUUUACAGCCUAUUUCUACCCGUUCAAGAGGCGCUGGAUGAGCGCCGGGGUGGCCCGGCAGAGAGUGGAGCAGUGCUUUCGGGUCGCGCUGGUCCAGGACCCGCUCGCCAACCUCCAGGAGGCUGAGAGGUGGGCUUGUGCCAUCAGAGACGCCUCCGUGCUGCAGGCGCCCCGGAGAGACGGUGUGGUGUACGCAGAGGUGCGUCGGCCGUGCAGAUUCAUGAUACUUGUGAACCCUCACAGCGGUCGCGGCCAGGCUCUGCAGCUCUUCACCGGCCACGUACAGGGCAUGCUCACUGAGGCCGCCGUUCCCUACACACUUAUCAUCACAGAGCACCAGAACCAUGCACGGGAAUUGGUGAGGAACGCAGACCUGUCACAGUGGGACGCCCUAGUUAUCAUGUCUGGAGAUGGGCUGCUGUUUGAGGUGAUAAAUGGUCUGAUGGAGCGGGAGGAUUGGCAAGAGGCCAUCCAGACCCCUCUGGGUAUUCUACCUGGUGGCUCAGGCAACGCCCUGGCUGCCUCUGUCAACCACUACUCACAGUCGCCUCCGGUGUGGAACGAGGAGCUGCUACUGAGCUGUGGUUUCAUGCUCUGCAAAGGUCUGGUUGGCUCCCUGGACCUGGUGUCGAUCCACCUGUCCUCUCAGCAGCGCCUCUUCUCCUUCCUCUCCCUGGCCUGGGGCUUCGUGGCUGACGUUGACAUUGAGAGUGAGAAGUACCGCCAUGUUGGAGCAAUCCGCUUCCUAAUGGGCACCCUGGUGCGUCUGGCCUCUCUGAGAGUCUAUCAGGGCAGGUUAGCGUAUCUGCCUUUUAAGGAGGAGCCAACACUUCCAAAAGGAAACAACCCUCCCUCUACGCCUCAGCACCCCUCACUCUGCUCCUCCCUUCCCUGCCAGCUCAUCCCCAACACUUCGCCAAACCCGAACUCCCACCACAAGCACAACAGCACAAAUUCCAACCACAACACCAUCACCAACUCCUCCAACAACGCUAUCACCACCAAGAGACUUGAGACCCAGAGUGAUGGCAAAACCAGAGCACCAGAGGACUCUUUGCUUCCUGGCCUGGACCAGCCAGUCCCAGAGAGCUGGACGGUGGUCAAGGAGGAGGACUUUGUCUUGGUGCUAGCUAUUUACCAGUCCCACCUGGCUGAGGACCUGUGGACAGUCCCUGGUGCAAUGGCAGACGACGGGCUGAUUCAUCUGUUCUAUGUGACAGCAGGAAUCUCCCGUCCUGCCCUCCUUCGCCUUUUCCUUGCCAUGGAGAAGGGCGCCCAUUUGGCUUGCGGCUGCCCCCACCUGGUGUACGAGAAGGUGAAGGCCCUGCGGCUGGAGCCCAUCUCUGCACAAGGCAUGAUCACUGUGGAUGGCGAGAUGGUGGGAUACGGGCCUGUUCAGGCUCAAAUCCACCCCGGACUGGCCAGACUCAUAUGCGGAUGAACAUGGAUUAUCUUAAUCCUUUUUUGACUGUAGAGCUUUCUAGUUUGGCUUUUUAGACUCAGUGUCGAUUUCUUUAUAUAUGCUGUGUUUUCAGAAGUGCCAAAGACAUUUUAUCAGCCUCUGGAAAUUCCUCUAUUUUUCUACAGAAACAGCUUGUCCUAUUUUUAUGGUCUCCUCUUUCUCUCUGUGUUUGAUUCAGGGUCAAAGCAAUGGAUGGUUCUUGCUGCUGGCUGGUCCCAGCUUAGAGAAAUGGGGUGGGAUUGUGUGUGUGUGUGUGUGUGUGUGUGUGUGUGUGUGUGUAUGUGUGUGCAUAUGCCAUAGAGAUCUUUAUAUAUGUUUGUGUGCACUCAAGUGUGUAUAUGUGUGAGAUUUUGCAUGAGGAGCUUUGGCACAUAGCGGCGUGGUGCAGUAGCGGAGGAGUGCAUUGUGCACUCUGCUGUCUGACCUCAUAAGCAUGACACGUGAAGAGAAGCACAUUUUCCCGUCCUGGUAGGCUCCUCGUGAAACCACGCCCCUUGUCCCACUGUAUUACGCUGGGUCGGCAAUCUCCCUCCUGGGCAACUGCUCUGACAGCAUCGCCUCCCCCCUCAGCUUGGUAAAGAAGAGCUUUCUUAACUGAGGAGAUAUAAAUCCCCCAGGGAUUUAAUAUUGAAAAAUCCUUAAUCUUUGCAUAGCUUAUAUUAAAACAAACCUGAACAACACUAGAUCUAAGCAUUAGUAACCAGUGAAUUGAACCCGCCUUUCUGCUUUCUGUGUGUGAAAACUUCCUCCAGCUGAUAAUGCAUGAAGUGUUGGUGGAGCAGAGAGAGACCUUGCCAGCUGAGGUUACCUAGGAUACCUCCACCACCAGCCGAUCCAUUUCCUGUCCUGGCUGUUCUCUUACCCUGCUUCAUCUGCAACCAUCAACAAACUGUAGAUACCCACAUGUAAAUACACACUCUCGCUUUCUUUUCCCCAUACUCAUCCUCAUCCCACGCACAGCUCUCACAUACACACACACAUUCCCUUGCAUCUCUGCAGCACUUAGUGAGGAGGAGGGGCAUGGGCCGCUACUGUACUCAUGAUCCCUUCUCCUCUUCCCAUCUUGAGAUUGUACUCUCGCUCCCUCCCUCAGUUAAUAAGCCAUUCGCGCCUAAUGUGUCCUUAAUAUUAAGCUUUACGCCUGCAAAAGCGUGCAAGAUAGAGUUGGAGAGUUGUUGUUUUUUUUAAUCAUAUGAAAGCUUUUAAUUGAGUUUCAAAGCUCAAGAUUGGUUGAAUCUCACUAAAGUGGAGAGAGCAGCAUGGUUUCAGACUGGAUUAGUCAGCGCUGCAUAUUGAGAGGCAUGCGAUCAAUGGGAGCUGGAGGGAAUCAAGUGCUCUGCUCCGCUGUGUGGCCUUUUCCACUGGUUUGCUGGCGCUGUGGUGAGCAUUAGUGCGCCGGAGCAGAGGAGAAUGCAAAUGUUAGCGUUAUCAUCUGUGCCACACACGCAUAUACACACACACAUACACACACUCUCACACAUACACACCAGGUCACGAUGGCCGCACCAUAACUAUUAUACCCACAGGUAUGUAGCAGCGCAAUAUCAUCAUUUUGAGAGUGAGCUGUCUUUCCUGACCUUAAAAACAAAUCAUAUUCUUCAUUUAGAAAAAAAAAAGCAAUGUCAAAAGGGUAAAAGAGAUCAUGCUGUAUGCAUGCUGAUGCAUCUGCUAAAAACAAAACCACUUAUGCUGAAAGUGAAAACUAGAAUGUUGACAGGCUAAUGGGGUUCAAAGAAAUGCUGAUUAUAAACUUUUAAGGUUUUGAAGAAUAUGUUGCUGUCAUCCAGAGCACAAUACAGUGAAUGCAAUCAGCUGAUAGCGCACAUUAUUUUUCUGCUGCUUGUUCUGGAGGUUGUGAAGGAAGGAAAGCAUUUGGCUUCUGCUGGAAGGAGCAUAAAUAUUAACAAUUUCUUCACAUAACGCAAACAGAGGGAAGAUCUCUUUAGGGACUGUACGAAAAUGACUGUGGUGUGGAGGAUUUAUUUAGUUUUAGCUUGUGCCCAAUUCACCAUUUUGAUCAAUUUUUUUGCAACAGACUAAACCAUAAACCGGAAGUCCCUUGAGAUUAAGAUCUCUUUUUCGAAGGAGCCAAGAUAGCACACCAUUACAAGUAGUACAAGAUACCUGAGCGUUAAUGAUAAAAAAAAAAACAGCACCACCUGAAAGGCCGGUUUCAUUGUGCACAUACAUACAGGUUGUCAUACAGCUAUGGACUGUCAGUACUGUCAGUAUGCUUCAAACUAAUCAGAGACCUGACAGUCCACUUUACGUAUCAGUUUCAGCAAAGAUACAGCAGAAAAGUCUGCACACUAAUUAACCUCCUGCUGAACUGAAAUAUGCAGUCACAUGCUAGCUCACAUUAGCUACCCUGCAGAGAGGGACAGACUCCAGUAGAAUCCACACAUUCAUCACUGGAAGCCCUGCAACACGUUUAGCUUUACUGUAGUUCUGGUGCUUAGGCCUACAUGUGGAAGAAAAAAAUGACCCACUCCCUGCAGAGAUCCUUUCAGUCAGUCACUAAAAACUACUUCAUUCAGCUUCUCAAAAAUGACAUAUCGGCCCUAUUAGUUGAUUGUAUGGUGGAAAAUAAAGCCCAGAUACAAAGA